AUAUUGUAAUUCUAUACUUAUCAUUAUUAUUAACUUGUAUUAUUUCAAAUUGAAAUGAUUUGAUUUCGCACAAAAAGUUGCCAAUAAAGUACAAUGGAAAAACUAGUACAAUACAGUCAACAUUUCAGUAAAAUGGUUGGACAAGAGCUCAUCUAUUUAAGUACUUUAAGGGUGUGCGUUAAUCGACGUUGUAUAUCCACGUGCAUCGAACUUCGCUUAGAAAGUAAUUUUCAAAACAUUUUAUGUAACAGCUGAAAACUGUUUAAGUUUUUCAAAAUAAUAUUUUUUAUUUACAUAUUAUAGAUGUAUCUUUAUUAAGAUGACUAUUUUUUAUAAAGAAAUACCUAAAAACAUGGAAUAUGAGCAAAUGGAUGAUGUUGAGGAUAUGGAUGAAAGCAGCAAUGACAGCGAUGAAGAAGAUUCUUCAAACAACGAAGGAAAAGAGGAUCAGAAUAAUGAGUCUAGUGUAUAUCUUCCUGGACAACCACUAGAAAGUGGAGAAGAACUUGUUGUUGACAAAACAGCAUAUAAAAUGUUACAUCAUGCACAGUCUGGUGCACCUUGUCUUAGUUUUGAUAUAAUUUUAGAUGAUUUAGGAAAUAACAGAGAAGAUUAUCCCUUAACUAUGUACCUAGUUGCUGGAACUCAAGCAGCCAGAGCUCAUGUAAAUAAUCUUCUUGUUAUGAAAAUGAGAAAUCUUCAUAAAAUAAAUGAAGAUUCUGAUGAUGAAUUGGAAGAUGAUGAAUCGGACGAUGACGAGAACAAAUCUCCAGUAAUGUCUGUUGCACCAAUAAAACAUCAGGGUUGUGUUAAUAGAAUAAGGUAUACAAAAAUUGGUCAAACACCAUUAGCAGCAAGUUGGAGUGAAUUAGGUCGUGUACACAUUUGGAAUUUAGAAGAACAAUUAAGAGUACUUGAAAAUGAGGAACAACUUCGUGCAUAUCGUAAAAAGAAUGAUAAAAAUGAUAGUGAUACCAAACCGUUAUUUACUUUCAAAGGACAUCUUUCGGAAGGGUAUGGUCUUGAUUGGUGUUCGACAGAAUUAGGUACUUUAGCUUCUGGUGACUGCAAAGGCAACAUUCAUAUAUGGCGCAUUGAUGACAAUAAUGCUAGUACAACAUGGCAUGUGGAUCAAAGACCCUACAAUUCACAUGCACCACACAGUGUUGAAGAUCUUCAGUGGUCUCCCAAUGAAAGACAUGUAUUAGCUUCAUGUUCUGUUGAUAAAAGCAUUAAAAUCUGGGAUACAAGGGUAACACCACAAUCCGCCUGCAUGUUAACAGCAGCUGAUGUUCACACAGCUGACAUUAAUGUAAUCUCAUGGAAUCGUAAAGAAAGUCAAUUUCUUGUGUCUGGUGGUGAUGAUGGUUUAAUUUUUGUGUGGGACUUGCGUCAGUUUGGUUCUAAUACACAGCCAUUAGCUAUGUUCAAACAACAUACUGCACCUGUUACGACAAUAGAAUGGCAUCCUCAGGAAGCUACAGUAUUUGCAUCUGGUGGAGCUGAUGAUCAAAUUGCAGAAUGGGAUCUAUCAGUAGAAGCUGAUCAGGCAGAAGAUACCGAAAACAAGGGACUGAAAGAUUUACCUCCGCAAUUGUUGUUUAUACAUCAAGGUCAAACAGACAUUAAGGAACUACAUUGGCAUCCUCAAUGUCCUGGUGUAAUAAUAUCGACAGCACACUCGGGAUUCAACAUAUUUCGUACAAUUAGUGUAUAAAAAUUUUAUCUGUUUUAUAAUAUAUUGUCCAGAAAAAACUUUUCAGUCUAAUAUUCCUUAAUUUUAUUUGUAAACAAAUUUUUUUAAUUAAAUUUGGCUACAUAUAUAUUUUUCAUUGAGCACAUCUUACACAAUUAUUUUUGUGCUGAGAUAAAUGACAAAUGUUUUUGGUACAUUAAAUAUAUGAUAUAUAAGUCUAAA
Messenger RNA from Megalopta genalis, 1918 nucleotides. Its product is annotated as WD repeat-containing protein 1 l(2)09851. Gene Ontology annotation, biological process: ribosome biogenesis. Gene Ontology annotation, cellular component: nucleolus. Gene Ontology annotation, molecular function: protein binding. The record is from RefSeq and is a predicted model, not a curated record. Lineage: Eukaryota; Metazoa; Arthropoda; Insecta; Hymenoptera; Halictidae.